UGAAGGCUCUCCACUCGUGCCAUUGUUUUUGCUCCGCUGCCCUUUGACACCAGUUUCCACCAUGACCCAGCGAUCCUCGGUGACCAUCAAGUCUGGGGGCACACGGAACUUCAGCGCCUCCUCAGCUAGCCUCCUUCCUGGCUGUCGGCCCGGAUUCAGCUCUGUCUCCGUGUCCCAGAGCGGGAAGAGUUUCGGAGGCGGCAUAGGGGGUGGUUUUGGGACAAGAAGCCUACACAGUUUUGGGGGUAACAAGAGAAUCUCCAUUGGCGGGGGCUACCGCUCCAGCCGAGCCAGCUUUGGAGGUGCUGCCUGUGGUCUGGGUGUCAGUGGCAUAGGAUACAGAGUUGGGGGAUCUUAUGGCGGGUAUGGAUUCGGAGGUGGGAUGGCCCCUGGAGCUGGAGGCAUCCAUGAAGUCACUGUCAACCAGAGUCUCCUUACGCCCCUGCACCUGGAGAUCGAUCCAUCUCUCCAGCGUGUUCGAAAGGAAGAGAGGGAGCAGAUCAAGACCCUCAACAACAAGUUCGCCUCCUUCAUAGACAAGGUGCGGUUCCUGGAGCAGCAGAACAAAGUCUUAGAGACCAAAUGGAGCCUCCUCCAGGAGCACAAAACAACCAGGACCAACCUAGAGCCCAUGUUCGAAGCCUACAUCACCAACCUGAAACGCCAGCUGGAGUGUCUGGGAGGGGAGCGGGGCAGGCUGGAGAUGGAGCUGAAGAACAUGCAGGACGUGGUGGAGGACUUCAAGAACAAAUACGAAGAGGAAAUCCACAGACGCACAGCGGCAGAGAAUGAGUUUGUGGUGCUCAAAAAAGAUGUGGACGCCGCCUACAUGAACAAGGUGGAGCUAGAGGCCAAGGUGGAUGCUCUGAUGGACGAGAUCAACUUCCUGAGAGCUUUCUAUGAGGCGGAGCUGGCUCAGCUUCAGGCUCAAAUCUCUGAGACCUCUGUGGUGCUGUCAAUGGACAACAACCGCAGCCUGGAUCUGGACAGCAUCAUCGCUGAGGUCAAGGCCCAGUACGAGGACAUUGCCAACCGCAGCCGGGCAGAGGCUGAGUCCUGGUACCAGACCAAGUAUGAGGAGCUGCAGCGGUCUGCUGGCCAACGUGGGGAUGACCUCCGUACUACCAAGAUGGAGAUCUCUGAGCUGAACCGGGCCAUGCAGAGGCUGCGUUCUGAGAUCGAUAACCUGAAGAAGCAGUGUGCCGCACUCCAGGCUUCCAUUGCUGAUGCAGAGCAGCGUGGGGAGCUGGCUCUCAAAGACGCCAAGAACAAGCUGGCCGAGCUGGAGGACGCCCUGCAGAAGGCCAAGCAGGACAUGGCCCGUCAGCUUCGCGAGUACCAGGAGCUCAUGAACGUCAAGCUGGCGCUGGACAUAGAGAUCGCCACCUACCGCAAGCUGUUGGAGGGCGAGGAGUGCAGGCUCACUGGAGAAGGCGUUGGUGCCGUGAACAUCUCUGUAGUCUCUUCCUCCGGGGGCACAGGCUACAGCGGAGGUGGCGGCCUGUGCGUGAGCGGCGGUGGCUACGGCGGAGCCGGCUACAGUGGGAGUGGCCUCUGCUACGGUGGAGGCAGCAGCGGAGGCUUUAGCUCCACUAGCGGCCGCAGUGUGAGCGGCAGCAGCUCAAGCAUGCGCAUUGUCUCCAAGACAUCGUCCACCAAGAGCUACAGGAGCUAAAGUACCACCUGCCUCCGCACUGUCCCCAGGCCCCCAGCUCCCCAGCACUAAGGCCUGAUGCUUACCCCAUGCCCGCAGUCCCCAGCAAGAGGCACGGAUAGCAAGUGGCCUGUACUUGAUCUCAAAGUCCAACCUUAUCCACACAGACCCUACUGCUCUAGGCUAUACCUUUCCUCUUAAGCAGUGGGAGAGCGGGUACGCAAAAAGUUCUUCUCAACCUGCUUAGACUCUGCAACCGGAAGAGGCUCUUAGUCCUUCAUGGGAACUUUAAACUUGACCUUGGUGACCAAAGUCACCUUUCUUUGAUUCCCAGCCCCUGAGUGACUCUGAGAUGUGAGGACCGUGCAUCCCUUGUCUUGGCUACAAGAAGACUCUAAUCCCCUCAGGGCAGAGGCAGUCAGGAAGCUGGAAGAGAAAGGCAGAUCUUUGCUGCCUGCUCUUGCUCUAGGGACACAGGGGCACUCCUGGUUGCACAGAGGGAGGGUGAGGUUAUAGGAGGGGAUUGCACAGAGGGUUUUUAGAACCUGGUCUUCACAGUGGUUUAGUCUGAAGGGUUGUGAGUCCUCAAAUAUCUGCUACGAGUUCAAGACCAAAAUACUUCCCAAAGGCAAUUGGUCUGUCUGCCUCUGUGCUGUGUGAAAAGAAAGUUAACUGCUUCAGAGUAGCAGCCAAACCUCCCGAGAUGUCCGCUCUUCUUACGCAUGUCUAUGUCCCAGAACUGCUGUAAUAAAAUGUCACUGAGCACCC
Rattus norvegicus (Norway rat) is the source of this 2422-nucleotide messenger RNA. NCBI's taxonomy places the organism in Eukaryota, Metazoa, Chordata, Mammalia, Rodentia, Muridae. The record is from RefSeq and is a predicted model, not a curated record.